Triplophysa dalaica is the source of this 1922-nucleotide messenger RNA. It is a transcript of the gene ltap1, whose product is annotated as chromosome 12 C1orf43 homolog. Gene Ontology annotation, biological process: phagocytosis. The coding region runs from base 155 to 919 and encodes 254 amino acids. The transcript is spliced from 7 exons. Lineage: Eukaryota; Metazoa; Chordata; Actinopteri; Cypriniformes; Nemacheilidae. The record is from RefSeq and is a predicted model, not a curated record.
UCGUUAUGUCAACACAAACUGAGCAACACAUCCUCAUUUUAGGGAUGUAACGUAAACCUCAAUAAUAGCUAAUCGAAUUGAACUGUUAGUUAUUUAUUUCGAUCGACAAUUUCUUACUUCUUAUGAGGAUUCAGAGAGGGGCUGAUAUUUCACAAUGGCGGGGGAACCAAUCACGCUUUCUGGUGUAAAUGUUGUGCUCGUUAUGGCCUACGGCAGCCUGGUUUUUGUGCUGCUCUUCAUCUUUGUGAAAAGACAGAUCAUGAGAUUCGCUAUGAAGUCUCGCAGAGGACCGCACGUCCCGUUGGGUCAUAAUGCACCUAAGGAACUGAGAGAAGAGAUUGACUUCCGUUUGUCUAAAGUGAACGACAUUCGCUUUGAGCCAACACUGCUCUCUAAAGAAGACAACAGACUGAAGCAUCAAGGCCGGACUAGCUGUUAUAACUACCUCUACAGAAUGCAAGCAUUAGAUGCCAUCAGAGACUCUGAUAUUCCAUUCCAUGAGAUGUGUCGCAGUGCCAGCGCUUUAACUGGACGACGCUACAAGAACUGGCUGAUGGAACUGCGAAACUCUCACUCUGUCUUUAAGUCGAGUAACUGCGCACUUAUAGAUCGCUUACUGGAGGGAUACGACAACGCUCGCCACGGAGCCGGGGUGUUCGGUGAGCCAGAAUAUGUCAAGUAUAAGCAAGAUCUGGCGCAGCUGGCCACUAUUGUAAAGACCCACUCCAGCACCACCAGUCUAAACCAGCAGCACCAAUCGGCCGCCAAAGAUCUGACCAGUUCUUCUGGACCCUCGAAUGCCUCUACCAUUCAAGUCACAUACCUGCCCUCCACAGGGCAGCGCAGCAAGAGGCCCAAGCACUUCCUGGAACUCAAAAACUUUAAGGACAAUUACAACACUCUAGAGAGCACACUGUAGGGCCUUUAACCUGUUGUGUAAAUAACACAAAGAAUGUGAAUCAGUCAUCCUUCACUGGAAAGGCAGCGGUGGGAGAACUUUGACCUAUGCAGUGUCUACGUGAGAUGGCUGAGAGAUGUGCUUUUAAAAGUUUAACCAAGGUGUAUUGGAGAGCUUCGAAGUGCCCCCCUCAGACUGAAUGAUUAUUUCAUUUUUAGUCUUUGUUAUAGUUCAACCAAAAAUUUUAAUUCUGUCAUGUUAUCAUUUACUCACAAAAGAAGAUUUUUUUGGAAAAAUGUUGAUGACUGAUGACCUUGGUUUUGUGUCCAUACAAUAGAAGUCAAUGGGUGCCACCGCUGUUCGGUUUUCAACAUUCUUCAAAAUAUCUUCUUUUGUGUUUUGCGGUAGAAAGAAAGUGAAAAAAGAUUCGAAAUAUCAAGAGGGAGAAUAAAUGGUGACAGAAUGUUUAUUUUUUGGUGAACUAUCCUUUAAUGUGUUUCUAGUGUACCAGAGCUGUCGUAAAAAGCACUAUGUGUCUUAUGUCUAAAGUCAUAACCAUUAGUAUUAAUUUGAUUACAGUAUGAAUUGGUAACAAAAAUGUUGUAUUGUCAUACCCAAAAAAGAGCAACAUCAAAGCAGUAACUUAAGCAGAAAUUAAGUUUUUAACUAAAAAUAGCGACUUUUAAUAGCCCUAUACAAAACAUAACUCAACUUGAGGUUUCUUCAUAUGUGACCUGCACCUUGAGCAAUGCUACCAAAAGUUACACAGGCCACGCAUGUUCAUUCCAACAGACAAAAUAAGAUAAAAAAUACUUUCUAUAUGUUCAUAUUUCUUUUAAGUGCAAUAUCUGAAUCUCACCGUAUGUUGACUUUCUGUGUUACAAAGUUUUGAGAAGUAUCUACAGAUGUGUCUGUCGGUUCUAUACCUCAAACUCAUUAUUUUUUAAUACUUUCUGUGCAUGUUUCAAUGCAAUAUUUUGCUUUUAUUUUGGAUACUUUAAAAUAAUUACUGUAUUGAACACUA